GAACUUGUCAGUUAACACCAUGUUGCGCAAUCAUGAUAGCGACUCCGUUCGGAGGCUCAUACACCGCUUGAGACUGUUUAUGAAGGUGUUAUUCAGAUAUAUUGCCUUCCCGCUGCGACUUGUACAUCAUCUGUGGCGCACCCUUCUGCGGUUAUACUACGAUUCACGUAGCAUCGCAUCCAGGCGCCGAUUCCAGCUCAUUCACACAGAUGGACACCCAGAGCGAGUUGCUGGCUCAAGCCAGCCUACCAUGAUUCUUCCUCUGAGCAACCAUCAGCCGCAAGUCUCACCAUCACCAGGACCCGCUUCCUGUUCAUCCCGCUCACUGUUGCCGGUCCAGGCCCCUCCGUCAUCCUCUAGUUGUGUCCUGCAGUUAUCUCCUGCAGUUCCAGUCAUCCCCCAGAGCCAGAGUUCCACUACUUUUGAGCCAUUCGUGCCCUCCGAUGUGAUGCGGUACGAUAAAACUCCGUCAAUAAACCCCGACAACAACAAAUACAAGUCUAUUCCUCCUAAAACGAUAGACUUUUUAGACCCGCGUCAACAAGACUGUGGAGAUUGGCGUGCCUGUAUACACCCAGAAGGAGCACUCUAUUUUCAUAACCCCACGCGGGGUAUCUAUACGGACUCGAACUUGCAGAACGCAGAUCGCCGGUGCAAAAUGGACUCAUGUAUGGAUGAAGUACUUGCUCUUACGCCUCCUGAGUUGCAGCUAUGUUGCGACAAGAUCGAGCUUGUGGUGCAAUUGGCAUGGAACCAGAAGUCUAAAGUUAGAAUUUGCAGAUACUAUUUUAUUGAUCACGACAAGCAUCUGCUUUUCUGGCUCCAUGAGCUACCUACAGAAAAACUGUUUUGUGGAGUUAAGGGUGUCGAAAAGCUGAGCCAUAUCAAGUAUGCUGUUGAACAUCAGUACUGGCAACACUGCGAGAUGUAUCCCAAUGCAAAUCUACCAUGCGCUCAGUUGCUCAAGGAACUCAAAGAAGUUGUUGUGCAUGCUAGCGCUGAGACUAUUACAACAGAUGUGUCGCUCUCGCCCUUCGACGGUGAUGAAUUAUCGAAAAUUCUGGACUUGAUCGACCAGCUUGGAGAGAAUAUCGGCGACACCUAUUCUAUCUGUGUCAUUGCCAGGUUUAUGCGAUAUUUCGUCCGAGCCAAAUUCUUCAACUUCUGCGGGCUCCCUGCUGCCCGUUUGGAUGCGGAUCAGACCGUUUACAAAAAGAAGAAGAGGAACAAGCUAAUCUUGGUUCUUUCAUGGACCUUCAACGUUGCAAUGUUCGGGGCCCCGCAGUCACACAUGGAAGAACUCCGACGAGUAUGGGUCGACCGCAGUAUCAACUCUCCGCGCUGGAAGAACUUUAACAGCAAGCUGAGCACUGAAUGGUCAAGCAUCACAAUAUACUCAACUGUUAUGAUAGCUGUGGACGUCAGCUUUCUGGCUGUGCCUUCCGUCAGUUCUCAGAAUUCAGGUUCGGUCCCAAUUAUUAGCACAUAUCUUUCCAUUUUUUGCAUUGUUGGAUCGUUGGUUGUGUCCCUGUUUCUCACCCGACAGAAUCGGUUAUAUGGGCAGGAAUCUGCUGACACAGCGGUCGAUUUCCUCACGAAGAUGACAGGGUCCGCAUUUGGCACCAAAGCUGUAGCGACUGUGCAUGGUCUUCCGUAUGCUAUGUUGUUGUGGGGCAUGCUGUAUUUCAUGCUCGCGUUCUCUUAUCAAGUCUUCACCUCUACGCCCACCUUGACGCUCGCUACCACUGGAAGCGCAUGCGGCCUUGUGGCGCUGUUCACGUUGUGGCUCAUAUACGCGGCGAGGGAUUUCCAUAUUUCAACACGAUUUCUUGAGUGGCUCCGGGCUUCCAUUUGCAAGGCAAGAGACCCGAAUACAGUGUGACACAGCUCAAUACCGGCGUACAGGCUGCGUAUACGUGUCCAGGGUGAUAUUACGAGGUUGAUUAUUGAACCUGUCAUGUGUUCAGACAGGCUUAGGUUUCGCAGGUCAGGACAUUUAAUACAGUG
Messenger RNA from Suillus discolor, 2007 nucleotides. RefSeq lists its product as uncharacterized. NCBI's taxonomy places the organism in Eukaryota, Fungi, Basidiomycota, Agaricomycetes, Boletales, Suillaceae. Bases 20 to 1882 code for a protein of 620 amino acids. The record is from RefSeq and is a predicted model, not a curated record. The transcript has 14 exons.